AUGGGUGUAUCCGAUGCCGUCAUUUUACAGCAACACGAGCUGCUUGUGGGACUGCCGUUGCCACCACCCAGAGUCAGUGCUCAGGCUCAGAAAUCCUGGAUAGAAAGAGCAUUUUAUAAAAGAGAAUGUGUUCACAUCAUACCCAGCACCAAAGACCCCCAUAGGUGUUGCUGCGGGCGUCUAAUAGGCCAGCAUGUCGGCCUUACUCCCAGCAUCUCAGUUCUUCAGAAUGAGAAAAAUGAAAGUCGCAUCUCCCGAAAUGACAUCCAGUCUGAGAAGUGGUCCAUCAGCAAGCACACUCAACUCAGCCCGACAGAUGCUUUUGGGACCAUUGAGUUCCAAGGAGGCGGCCAUUCCAACAAAGCCAUGUAUGUGCGGGUAUCUUUCGAUACAAAAGCUGAUCUCCUCCUACACCUGAUGACCAAGGAGUGGCAGCUGGAGCUUCCCAAGCUUCUCAUCUCUGUCCACGGGGGCCUGCAGAACUUUGAACUGCAGCCGAAGCUCAAGCAAGUCUUCGGGAAAGGUCUCAUCAAAGCGGCCAUGACAACUGGCGCGUGGAUAUUCACUGGAGGGGUUAACACAGGUGUUAUUCGUCACGUUGGAGAUGCCUUAAAGGACCACGCAUCUAAGUCUCGGGGGAAGAUAUGUACCAUAGGUAUCGCCCCCUGGGGAAUUGUGGAAAACCAGGAGGACCUGAUUGGAAGAGACGUCGUCCGACCGUAUCAGACCAUGUCCAAUCCCAUGAGCAAGCUCACUGUUCUCAACAGCAUGCAUUCCCACUUCAUCCUGGCCGACAAUGGCACCACCGGCAAAUAUGGAGCAGAGGUGAAACUUAGGAGACAACUGGAAAAGCAUAUUUCACUCCAGAAGAUAAACACAAGAUGCCUGCCGUUUUUCUCUCUUGACUCCCGCUUGUUUUAUUCAUUUUGGGGUAGUUGCCAAUUAGACCCAAUUGGAAUCGGUCAAGGCGUUCCGGUGGUGGCGCUCAUUGUGGAAGGAGGACCCAACGUGAUCUCAAUUGUCUUGGAGUACCUUCGAGACACCCCUCCCGUGCCGGUUGUUGUCUGUGAUGGCAGUGGACGGGCAUCUGACAUCCUGGCAUUUGGGCAUAAAUAUUCAGAAGAAGGCGGACUUAUAAAUGAAUCUUUGAGGGACCAGCUGCUGGUGACCAUCCAGAAGACAUUCACAUACACUCGAACCCAGGCUCAGCAUCUCUUCAUCAUCCUCAUGGAGUGCAUGAAGAAGAAGGAAUUGAUUACGGUAUUUCGGAUGGGAUCAGAAGGACACCAAGACAUUGAUUUAGCUAUCCUGACAGCUUUGCUCAAAGGAGCCAAUGCCUCGGCCCCAGACCAACUGAGCUUAGCGUUAGCCUGGAACAGAGUCGACAUCGCUCGCAGCCAGAUCUUUAUUUAUGGGCAACAGUGGCCGGUGGGGUCUCUGGAGCAAGCCAUGUUGGAUGCCCUGGUUCUGGACAGAGUGGAUUUUGUGAAAUUACUGAUCGAGAAUGGAGUAAGCAUGCACCGUUUUCUCACCAUCUCCAGACUAGAGGAAUUAUACAAUACGAGACAUGGGCCCUCAAACACAUUGUACCACUUGGUCAGGGAUGUCAAAAAGGGGAACCUGCCCCCGGACUACAGAAUCAGCCUGAUCGACAUCGGCCUGGUGAUCGAGUACCUGAUGGGCGGCGCCUACCGCUGCAACUACACCCGCAAGCGCUUCCGGACGCUAUACCACAACCUCUUCGGCCCCAAGAGGCCCAAAGCCUUGAAGCUGCUGGGAAUGGAGGACGAUGUUCCCUUGAGGCGAGGAAGAAAGACAACCAAGAAGCGUGAAGAAGAGGUGGACAUUGACUUGGAUGACCCUGAGAUCAACCACUUCCCUUUCCCUUUCCACGAGCUGAUGGUAUGGGCCGUCCUGAUGAAGCGACAGAAGAUGGCCCUGUUCUUCUGGCAGCAUGGCGAGGAGGCCAUGGCCAAGGCCCUGGUGGCCUGCAAGCUCUGUAAAGCCAUGGCGCACGAGGCUUCCGAGAACGACAUGGUCGAUGACAUCUCCCAGGAGCUGAACCACAACUCCAGGGACUUUGGCCAGCUGGCCGUGGAGCUCCUGGACCAGUCCUACAAGCAGGACGAGCAGCUGGCCAUGAAACUGCUGACGUAUGAGCUAAAGAACUGGAGCAAUGCCACAUGCCUGCAGCUCGCUGUGGCUGCCAAGCACCGCGACUUCAUUGCACACACGUGCAGCCAGAUGUUGCUCACAGACAUGUGGAUGGGCCGGCUCCGCAUGCGCAAGAACUCAGGCCUCAAGGUAAUUCUGGGAAUUCUACUUCCUCCUUCAAUUCUCAGCUUGGAGUUCAAGAACAAAGACGACAUGCCCUAUAUGACUCAGGCCCAGGAAAUCCAUCUCCAAGAGAAGGAGCCAGAAGAACCGGAGAAGCCGACGAAGGAAAAAGAUGAAGAAGACAUGGAACUGACAGCAAUGUUGGGACGAAACAACGGGGAAUCCUCCAGGAAGAAGGAUGAAGAGGAAGUUCAAAGCAGGCACCGGUUAAUCCCCCUGGGCAGAAAAAUCUAUGAAUUCUACAAUGCACCCAUCGUGAAGUUCUGGUUCUACACUCUGGCAUACAUCGGAUACCUGAUGCUCUUCAACUAUAUCGUGUUGGUGAAAAUGGAGCGCUGGCCUUCCACCCAGGAAUGGAUCGUCAUUUCCUAUAUUUUCACCCUGGGAAUAGAAAAGAUGAGAGAGAUUCUGAUGUCAGAGCCAGGGAAGUUGCUGCAGAAAGUGAAGGUGUGGCUGCAGGAAUACUGGAACGUCACAGACCUCAUAGCCAUCCUUCUGUUCUCUGUUGGAAUGAUCCUUCGUCUCCAAGACCAGCCCUUCAGGAGUGAUGGAAGGGUUAUCUAUUGUGUGAACAUCAUUUACUGGUACAUCCGUCUGUUAGACAUCUUCGGCGUGAACAAGUAUUUGGGCCCAUAUGUAAUGAUGAUUGGAAAAAUGAUGAUAGAUAUGAUGUACUUUGUCAUCAUUAUGCUGGUGGUGCUGAUGAGUUUUGGGGUCGCCAGGCAAGCCAUUCUCUUUCCCAAUGAGGAGCCAUCAUGGAAAUUGGCCAAGAACAUCUUCUACAUGCCCUAUUGGAUGAUUUAUGGGGAAGUGUUUGCGGACCAGAUAGACCCUCCCUGUGGACAGAAUGAGACCCGAGAGGAUGGCAAAAUAAUCCAGUUGCCUCCCUGCAAGACAGGAGCCUGGAUCGUGCCAGCCAUCAUGGCCUGCUACCUUUUAGUGGCAAACAUCCUGCUGGUCAACCUCCUCAUCGCUGUCUUUAACAAUACCUUUUUUGAGGUAAAAUCAAUAUCCAACCAAGUGUGGAAGUUUCAGAGGUAUCAGCUCAUCAUGACUUUCCAUGAAAGGCCAGUUCUGCCCCCACCUCUGAUCAUCUUCAGCCACAUGACCAUGAUAUUCCAGCACCUGUGUUGCCGAUGGAGGAAACACGAGAGCGACCCAGACGAAAGGGACUAUGGCCUGAAACUCUUCAUAACUGAUGACGAGCUCAAGAAAGUACAUGAUUUCGAAGAACAGUGCAUCGAGGAAUAUUUCAGAGAAAAGGAUGAUCGGUUCAAUUCAUCCAAUGAUGAGAGGAUACGGGUGACUUCAGAAAGGGUGGAGAACAUGUCCAUGCGGCUGGAGGAAGUCAACGAGAGAGAGCACUGCAUGAAGGCUUCGCUCCAGACCGUGGACAUCCGGCUGGCACAGCUCGAGGACCUCAUCGGGCGCAUGGCCACAGCCCUGGAGCGCCUGGCAGGUCUGGAGCGGGCCGAGUCCAACAAAAUCCGCUCGCGGACCUCCUCAGACUGCACAGACGCAGCCUACAUCGUCCGCCAGAGCAGCUUCAACAGCCAGGAGGGCAACACCUUCAAGCUCCAAGAGAGUAUAGACCCUGCAGGUGAGGAGACCAUGUCCCCAACUUCUCCAACCCUAAUGCCCCGUAUGCGAAGCCAUUCUUUCUAUUCAGUCAAUGUGAAAGACAAAGGUGGUAUAGAAAAGUUGGAAAGUCUUUUUAAAGAAAGGUCCCUGAGCCUACACCGUGCUACUAGUUCCCACUCUGUAGCAAAAGAAUGCAAAGCUCCUGCAGCCCCUGCAAACACCUUGGCCAUUGUUCCUGAUUCCAGAAGACCAUCUUCAUGCAUAGACAUCUACGUGUCUGCCAUGGAUGAGCUCCACUGUGAUAUAGACCCUCUGGACAAUUCCAUGAACAUCCUUGGGCUGGGCGAGCCAAGCUUUUCGGCUCCAGUACCUUCCACAGCCACUUCAAGCAGUGCCUAUGCAACUCUUGCGCCCACAGACAGACCUCCAAGCCGGAGCAUUGAUUUUGAGGACAUUACCUCCAUGGACACUAGGUCUUUUUCUUCAGACUAUACGCACCUCCCAGAAUGCCAAAACCCCUGGGACACUGACCCUCCAAUGUACCACACCAUCGAGCGUUCCAAAAGUAGCCGCUACCUAGCCACCACACCCUUUCUUCUAGAAGAGGCCCCCAUUGUGAAAUCUCAUAGCUUUAUGUUUUCUCCUUCGAGGAGCUAUUACGCCAACUUUGGGGUGCCUGUGAAAACAGCAGAAUACACAAGUAUUACAGACUGUAUUGACACAAGGUGUGUCAAUGCCCCUCAAGCAAUUGCCGACAGGGCCACCUUACCUGGAGGUCUUGGAGGCAAAGUGGAGGACUCAUCUUGCUGCCAUCCUGAGCGAGAAGCAGAACUGAGUCACCCCAGCUCUGACAGUGAGGAGAAUGAGGCCAAAGGCCGGAGAGCUACCAUUGCGAUACCCUCCCAAGAGGGCAAUAACUCAGACAGAACCCUGUCCAACAACAUCACUGUUCCCAAGAUGGAGCGCGCCAACAGCUACUCAGCGGAGGAGCCAAGCGCACCAUAUGCACACACCAGGAAGAGCUUCUCCAUCAGUGACAAACUCGACAGGCAGCGGAACACAGCAAGCCUGCGAAAUCCCUUCCAGAAGAGUAAGUCCUCCAAGCCGGAGGGCCGAGGGGACAGCCUGUCCAUGAGGAGACUGUCCAGAAUGUCUGCUUUCCACAGCUUUGAAAGCAAGCACAACUAAACCUUCGUAGUAAGCGUUGCAGGAGGCUCAAGAAGCCAGCCCUAAAAUUCUCCCCGAACUCCACCUGUUCCCCUUCCUUGAAACAUACCUGCUUUAUUCCUAGCUGAGCAAAAUAAUCAAUGCCUUGGGAGGUAUUAACUCAAAAGUGACUUCUGGGCCACAGAUCAAGAAAGCAUUUGAUCUGGCCCAGUGCCAAACACGGGCGAUGUAAGUCAUGUUCACACUUGAUGGGCAGGGAGGGGAAAGAGAGGCAGAAGAGGGCUGAGAUGAAUGUGUCUCACUAGUCACUUCAGAAAGCCAUGAGCUCUGGGAAUGAAGGGGCUUCAAGCACUCUCCAUGCCAGGACGCAUCUUUCGAUUUCUGACCAUUAUCAAGAGUUUUAGGAUGCAGGGCUAAAUUGCAAAAUAAAAUAAAAUAAAGUAGCCAGCAUACAAAUGAGAUAUUCUAAACUUCAAUUCUGUUUUCUUUUCACAUUGGCUCCAUCACUGGUGACUGAUGAAGAGCAUCCUUUUUAUUCAGUAUAAGCCGGCAGCAAGCGGUUCUACCUAACGUUCCACAUCCUUCUCAUGCCAACACUUCUGUAAUUGAUCAUUAUAAAGAAAAAACAAGGUAACAGUCAUAGUUCACCUGUCUCUUAUAUAUUCACUUCUGGUGCCACAACUGUUUAUCAUUUUUGAAGAAAAUAAAGGGAAAAGAAAUGCCUUCUUGUAUUGCAAUCAAAGUGAAAGAAGAAUUGAUGUUAAAAACAAAUGUCAGGUGGUUUGUUAUAUACAGUGGGCAUUCAAGUAUAGUCGAGCAAGCUCAGGAUGAAUGUAAUUAAAUAAUUUUAUAUUUUUUAAUUUAUUUUGCAUCUCACCUGUCAUCAACGAAGUCACUCACUGAAUAUGUAAUAGUGAACUAAAAAAAUAAUAGUAGGCAGAACUUACCUAAAAUUGCUAUAUGGGAUACAGUUAUAUUUUUACCACUCAUGUCAUGUGUAUGCUGCUGUGUGACCUUCAUCAUUUGCAUGACUCCACCAUGUCUUCUCAACAUCUCCCAGAUGUAACUGCCAACUUUUCAUACCACUCAUCACAUGACCAUUUUGUAUAUGAAUAUCUGGUUACAUGUGGAUAUUUUCAUACCUAGAGUUUUGCCAUUUAAUCCGAGCUCGGCAUCAAUUUAAUUGGAAUUUUUCAAGGGCUGGUAUCUUUUUUAUGGAAAUGUUCCAAAGUACUUUUUAAGGAAGUUUCAAAACCAUAAAUAAGCUUAGAAUUGACUGGGAGUUUGGUAUCAACCCAAAGCCAUCAGUUGCAGGCAUACUAUGAAUAUUUUUCUUACAUAUAGAGCUAUAAAAAAGAUACAGUAGACUAAAAUAGAGAGCAAAUAAACCAUAUAAAGAGUUCUAUAGUAUAUGCUGUUUAUAUACAUAUAUAUGAAUUUACACAGAGAGACAUGUUUAUAUAUAGUAUCUAAACAGACAUAUAGCACUUUCUUAAGAGGCUUGGACUUUUCUAUCACAUUAAGGUGUAACCAGGACUUUUUAAUAUCCAAGGAGAUCCAUUGAAAGAGUUCAUUAUAUUAUAUUUUGACAGAUGUUGAAAUUAUGAUUUUUAAAGUCUCUAUGACCUUAACUUUUCCUCAUACCAAACUAGAGUUGCCAAAAUGACUAGCUACCUGCCCUUGGCCUCUCUUUUUGUCUGGAAGCACUCAAUCUCAAGACAUCUCAUUUAGUCUAGUUUCUCCUGCACAAAGGGAUCACAGCAAGUGCAAUAUGAAUAGACAUGCAAUUCUAAACCAGAUGGGAUUACAGACUCCAGAAUAUAGGCAUGUGCUUCUAGAUCAGAAUCUGGAUUUGAAGUGGGGUAAAGAAAUCUUGACCUUCAAAUCUUCGGAUUCCUAUUUGGAUCACUGAUUUAAAAGAGAUUAAAAUCUUUAACAAAAAUGACUUAAUGUUCUUGGCCCAAAAUACAACCUGGUUCUUUUGUUUAGUAGUAGCUGUGAACUCCAAUUUUCUCAUUCUAUGAAGUGAAGUAACUGGGUGGACAAAACCUCUAGUCCUUAAAUAUUUCAAAAAAAAAAAAAAUGCCCUGCUGAACAAGCUUUUGGGAUGUAGAAAUAGUGAUGAGGCCACAAAUAAAGAAUUAAAGAAUUCUCUUUUCACUCCUUGGUAUUUAGGUGAAUCAGAAACAAGCAACCAAGAGUCCCUCAUAUGUAAUUGCUCUAGAAACACUUACCUUUUUAUUGAGCGCCGCAUUGGCUAUUUCCCCCUCAGCCAACAUGCAUUUGGUGUGAGAAUAAAUCAUUUGCCCUUAAACUUCCUUGAGUCAUGAAUUUCUAUAAGAAUCGGAUUAAAGCUCUGAGCCCUCUCCCCAGAAAAACAUGUACACACAUGCAUAGCUGCAAUAUAACUUUAAAGAGUUCGUGUCCCCUGGUUCCGUAUUGAUUGAUAGUGAGAAAGGGGAACAUGUUUGUUCAUAAUCAACACUGUUGUAAUAGGCACUUUACAUUUUGAGACCAUUUCUCUGUGAUUCUCAGGAAGGCCAAGUCUCAGCACCAGAGUUUGAACCAAGAUUUUGUUAUUUUCGUCCCUUAGAUUAGAUUUUGCUAGUUUGAUGGAUUUACAUCCUGACAUUUUGAUGAUUUUGAGUAUAGAGCACACUCUCAAGGCCGGGAGGCUCUCUGAGGUAGUCUGUAGAUGAAUCCAAGAAGGAGGUGAAACCAAGUUCUCUGACCACAGAGCAGGACAUCACAGCACCUCCAGGGCCUCAUUCUGGACCAGAUUGAAACUGGGGGAAAAAAAUUAUGAGCAUGAGUGUUUCUAUUCAUCAUGAUUUCUUGAGAGAAGAGAACAGGACCUGGGAAACAAAGUACUUAACAGUCCUGACCUUGUGACUACCUGGUUCUUUUGUUGUGCGUGAAAAUGAAGCUCUUCACAUCUUUUGUGAAGUGUGUGAACUGUCUAAGCCAAAUUUAAAUGACUUUAAACACAAACUGUGUAACUUUCAUGAGCCAUUUCUUUCCUGUGCACAUACAUGUGUGUUAUGUUUCAAUCCAUUUCUUUCCAUUUCUAAUUCUCUGCACACCGAUGUGGCAUCGAUUCUGUGGCCUUGUCCAGUCAGCUUGUGUUCAGCUCAUUUAUUGCACCAUGUCCCUGAUGGAGGGGACAUUAAUUACCUGUCUCUGUGAAUUAAGCAGCUCAUGAGCGGCAAGUUAUUGAGGAGCGUAAAUAAAGUCAUAGCGAGCUCAAGGAAGUAAUGGCUUUGGUUUAAUCAUCUGCAUCUGAGGUGCCAAUUUUUAUAUACUACUCUAUGUAAUGAUUUGUUCUAAAUUGCCUGGCCCUUUUGAAAAAGAGUGAAGGAUGUUUUAUGAAAAUGACCAUGGAAAUUUCCUGAUUAACCAACAUACUUUAUAUUUAUAGUUAGACACUCCCUCCUUGACGGAUUUGAAUGAGCAGCUGGAAAGCUUGGGUAUAAUUGUCAUGGCUGGUUGGUGUAUUGUUCUAAGCCAAAAGGUGUAUUAGCAUCAGAAUGCAGCACUUUACAGAAGUGGAUUUUUUUUAAGUCUAAGCUUCCAGGUAUAGGAUAUUAUUUAGCACUUUGAAAGUUCCCCCUUUAAAAUAUACAUGUAAGAAUAAUCAAAUGGGAAAAACGUACUUGUAAAAACACAAAAUGUGUUUCUUCUGAAUGUUUCAAAUGUUGUCUACAGGAUGGUUUCUAUAGAUAAUAUUAUGGUAGAUAACUGGAUAGUACAUCGAUUCCACUUUCUGAGGCUCUUCAGUCUAAUCUUCCUGAAUGUUUGGGCUGCUUAACUUCUUUAAUGAUAAUAAAUAUUAUCCAGUCAUCCAUCACGCUAUCUCUCUAGGCUGCACCAUUCAAUGUGUUGGGCAACACUGUAUUAUCAAACACACAUAAACAUAUAUGUAACCGUAUUUAACCCAGCGUAGUUGUAGCAUGUGGUUGUGUUAAUGAACGUUACAGGACAGCUUUAUAAUUACUUACAAAUCUGUAACAUUCAAUAAAGAAGCACAUGUUGCAAGGAUUAAUUAUGUUCCCAAUUCCAUGUUAUUUAGCAUCCUCGUGAAAUGGGCACUUUUGUUCCUGAUCUGCUCGGUGUUUUCACACUCCUGCAGAACACUGUAAAAUAUUUGUAUAAGCUGAUGUCCAUCCUCUAACCAGCCUGUGAGCUGUGGUGGGCAAGUUGUGAAUUUGGGAAAGACGAACUGGCAUGUUAUGCAAAAGACUAUAUGACAAAUGAACUUAAAAUAAUAUUUUAAACUCCAGUUGAAUUAGCUGUUUGUUUACAUCUGCUGACCCCAUGUGGAAGCAGUGUACAGUAUUUUAUAAAUAUGUUCAUUUAGUAACUCUAAUAUGUUUGUUUCUAGAUAAAGUGAUGUUAGUGUGU
Equus quagga is the source of this 9486-nucleotide messenger RNA. It is a transcript of the gene TRPM3, whose product is annotated as transient receptor potential cation channel subfamily M member 3. Gene Ontology annotation, molecular function: monoatomic cation channel activity. The transcript is spliced from 27 exons. Gene Ontology annotation, cellular component: membrane. Lineage: Eukaryota; Metazoa; Chordata; Mammalia; Perissodactyla; Equidae. The coding region runs from base 1 to 5106 and encodes 1701 amino acids. The record is from RefSeq and is a predicted model, not a curated record. Gene Ontology annotation, biological process: protein tetramerization; monoatomic cation transmembrane transport.